AUGAUGGGUAUUGCGAAGCUUGGAAUGAAAAUGGCGGCUAAUGAUGUUGUCGCGAAUCAUGAAAACGAAACGAGAGAUAAAAGGAGCAGCGAUGGUUCCGUCAAAGUUAUUUGCUUAGGAGACAGUGCUGUAGGGAAGUCAAAAUUGGUUGAGAGAUUUCUCAUGGAUGGAUAUAAACCACAGCAGCUUUCUACAUAUGCUCUGACCCUUUUUCAGUACAAGACAAGGGUUGAUGGAACUGAUGUUCGAGUUGAUUUCUGGGAUACAGCAGGACAAGAGAGAUUCAGUAGUAUGCACCCAUCAUAUUAUCAUCAAGCACAUUCUUGUCUACUAGUAUUUGAUAUUACAAGAAAAGUGACUUACAAAAAUCUUGCAAAAUGGUACAAAGAACUUAGGGAAUACAGAGAGAACAUUCCUUGUAUAGUUAUAGCAAACAAAAUAGAUGUUGACUACACUAUGACACAGAAAAGUUUCAAUUUCCCCAAAAAGCAUGGUCUUCCUUUCUAUUUUGUGUCUGCAUCUGAUGGAACAAAUGUGGUUAAGGCCUUUCGAGAAGCAAUAAAGCUGGCAGUGAAAUAUAAAGAAAACUCAACAGAUUUUAUGGAUGAAGUUCUACGCGAACUUGAGAACUUUGAUGAAAUGAAUCUUAAUCAAGAUGGUUAUGAUUCUUCAGAUAAGAAAAGCAGUGAAGAUGAGGGAAAGACAUGAUACCCACUGCUUUAAGGCUGGCUCCUGUGGUUCAUGCACACUGCUGUUUAAGUCAGUGCAAAGAAUAUUUCAACACACAGAGUAAUUUAUUCUCCUUAUUAGAGUUUUUAAUUAUUAGUUAUUAAUAUUUAAAAGAUUUACAUUGUAAUAAAUGUAUUGACUGUUACAACUAUCAUACAGUCUGGGUGAUGCUAUGUCACUUUGCAAAUUUUCUCUGCUGGCUGAAGAGUAAUAUAACAUGACUGCAAGAAAACUGAAAUAGUCUAAGAAUUAUUUUGAUUCCAUCCUGAUGUCAUGGCAAAAGGCUUCAUGGUUUAACUUUACCAGAUCUGAGCCCAGAAAAAAUAAUCAUGAUUAUUCUUAUUGUACAGUGUAUAUGACCAAGAAUUCAUUUGUUGUAAAUCAAUAGUCAUGUUCAGCUAUAAUAUCAUAUGUACUUACCUACCGAAAAUUAUAUCUGAGAUGGGUUUUUUUGUGGUAUUAUCUUCCUAAAUUUUGCUUGUUCUCAUCAGACUGAGACGCCUCUCCGUUAUUCUCAUGAUCUUAAUUAUGGUUUAGCAUUAUUAAUGGUUUAAAGCAUUAACUCGUCAUUUAAUUAUUAACAGCACGCCCAGCAGGGCCCGAACUCGCACAUAAAACUAUUGUUUUCCUUUAAAAAGUAAUUUCGUAGACCGUUUAGACUUGUCACGCUAUUGAUUAGAGAGAGAAUGCGUUGCGUGAUCAGACUAGACCAGUGCGAAGGUGGCUACCUAUGGCAUUUUGUGGUAACACUUUUCGUAGGCCAGUCUGUGCAAUGUAAAUGUAAACUAAUGUAAAUUGUAAAUUUAUCGGAAAUUGGUAUGAAGAAAACCAUCUGCUUUAGUACAAAACUCAAUGCUCGUGAGUAAAAGCGUAUAGGUUAAAACUUAUCUCUAUAAUUAUGUCGUAAAAAUGCAGCUAUUAUUGGAUCAGUUACAGAGAAGCCAAAUGUAAUAUGAUUGUAACUAUCAUUACAGGAUGAGCUAGGCAGAUCAUGAGAGAGAGAGCUUUCUUUACCAGUCCUCUUGCCCAGCCUUGGAGCCAGGCUCGGCAGCUUCUCCGAGAUAUGUUUAUUUUUUUGCGGUGUCUCUAUUUUCUUUGUGUUUGUUGACGAUGUUAUGUUUUCCAUUUUGUAUAAUUGUUGGUUGACUAGUAUUUCCUUUUCACUGAUUCUAAAGAGAGUGUUCAUCCCUAUAAGUAUCUUACUGUUCUGUUAUAAACUAUUUUCUUUGUGAAAUACUUCUUUUUCCGGGUUAAAGCGUAAGCAAGUGAGCAGUUUGCCAAGCGCUUAGAGGUGUUAUAUUUUGUCAUACGGCAGUUUUCUUUUUACACGACAUUUUUACAUUGUACAAUAUUUUUCUGAAGUUUAGAGUCCAUUCAUUGAAUUCAGCUACUUUUAUCCGACGAAGCUCUCUCAGCGAUGUUUUAAUAAAAGCUCUUGGAGACCUCAUGGAACUAUAACCAAGAAACCGUAACCUUGAACACGAUAAUUUACACGGUAGCUAUUUAGCCAUAACGUGUAGGGCAUAAGUAUUUUCAACCGAGCUUUUUCAUGACAAAGUGACAGAUGUGUUCGUCUGGGAUGUCAAAGUACGAGGACAACUAAAUAGGCACGAGAAAUAUUUUUCAGAGGAAGCUUUCAGACAAGCAAUCGUGCUAACUACUCUGAACAGUUUUCAGAAGUUGAAUUUUCCCCUCCCUCAGAGGAAUUGAAUCGGUAGUACACACUAACCGUAGUCUUCUAUUCUUUGGGUAUACCCAAGUGGCAACACUGAUUGUGACGAUCAAACUAACUGUGAAAUGGUAUCGUAAACCUAGUUUGCGUGCUUAAGGAAUUAAAAUAAUUCUGCGUUUGCAAUAUUUUGAGAAUUCCGUUUCGCACAUAGAGAAUUGUUGGAGAAGUCGCACAUUGACCAGGAUCUCUGUAGGGAACGAACCAGGUAGCGUAGGUCACUAUGCCAAACAUGUCUGAAAACAAUGUAACUGCAUUCGGGUACUUUUGGGCUAGACCGGAUGUGUACAAAGAUCCUGGAAUUGAAAUAUGUAUGUAAUAUGUAUAUAUGUAAACCUAUGUAAAAAAUUGUAUGUACAAACAUGAUCUAAAAAUAAAGUUGCUUGUUUACCGCGAUGAA
Messenger RNA from Pocillopora verrucosa, 2858 nucleotides. Its product is annotated as rab-like protein 2A. The record is from RefSeq and is a predicted model, not a curated record. Gene Ontology annotation, biological process: regulation of exocytosis. Gene Ontology annotation, molecular function: GTPase activity; GTP binding. Lineage: Eukaryota; Metazoa; Cnidaria; Anthozoa; Scleractinia; Pocilloporidae.